This is a messenger RNA of Gongylonema pulchrum, 357 nucleotides long. Lineage: Eukaryota; Metazoa; Nematoda; Chromadorea; Rhabditida; Gongylonematidae. The record is from the annotation of a GenBank genome assembly.
UUGCAGGUACCGAAAAUUUUCCAUGUCAACUGGUUCCGUAGAGAUGCCAAUGGAGAUUUUCUCUGGCCUGGAUAUGGUCAAAAUAUUCGAGUAAUCGACUGGAUACUAAGACGUCUGGACGGUGAUGAAUCGAUUGGACAGAAAACAGCCAUUGGUAUUGUACCAAAAGAUGGUUCACUGAAUCUUGAAGGCCUGGAGAACAUAGAUAUGAAGGAGCUGAUGAGCGUCCCAAAGCAGUACUGGCAAGAAGAUGUUGCUGAAGUCCGAAAGUUCAUGGAUGAGCAGGUUGGACCGGAUUUGCCGAAGGAGGUGCGAGCUGAAAUGGAGCGACAGUUCGAGCGAAUAGCUGCCUUGUGA